Messenger RNA from Entelurus aequoreus (snake pipefish), 2802 nucleotides. Its product is annotated as large proline-rich protein BAG6-like. Lineage: Eukaryota; Metazoa; Chordata; Actinopteri; Syngnathiformes; Syngnathidae. The transcript is spliced from 5 exons. Gene Ontology annotation, molecular function: misfolded protein binding; polyubiquitin modification-dependent protein binding. Gene Ontology annotation, cellular component: BAT3 complex. The coding region runs from base 699 to 1262 and encodes 187 amino acids. The record is from RefSeq and is a predicted model, not a curated record.
AAAAUGUUUGCCUUGGUGCCCUUCUAACUUGCCCUGGUGCCCUAAAAUAUGAGCCCUCCUUUAAGGCUACACUUGCCUUGACCUUAAAAUGUUAAAAUUCAAGGCUUGUAUGUGUAUAUAUGAAUGUGUAUAUAUGCAUGUGUAUAUAUACAGUAUGUAUGUGUGUGUGUGUGUGUGUGUAUGUAUACAUGUAUUUUUUACAUAUAUAUGUAAAUAUAUAUAAUGUAUAUUUAUAUUUUAAUAUAUAUCCUACUUGGCUAUGAGUUAUUUCUUGAAUUCAAUACUUUUUGUUAUCAAAGUUCUGACAGAUAUGUUACACCCAAGAACACAGACAACAAUUCUGUGCUCACACUACUUUAUUUACUAAAAUGAAUGCAAUCAUACGCAUGUGCAAGACAGCACAACAUGUCAAACUGUCGUUGUACCACAACUCCACAGCAGCAUGCUAAACUCUGAACUUUAUUUGGCCUCAUUGUGGGUUAUUUUGAAACCGUAUUCACAGACUGAGUCUCAAAAAUGGUAUUCCUUGUUUGGGCACUUGAUUACACAAGUAAAUUGUUUGUUGCGCAAUAUUUGGCCGUAUUAUGACCAAGACGACAUAGGAAAACUGAGGCAAAUACUUCCUCCAUAAAUACAAUUGGGACUAGACUGUGUCUAAUAAAAUUAUUUAUUCAUAUUCAGUAUGUCCAAUACAUACAAUGAAGUCAGUUGUCACUCAUCUUCUCUGUUUUUCCCAGUUAGAGGAGAGUUUAUCUGCUGCAGCUACCACAGCAGAGGGGGUCUUGGCAUCGUCUGGUGACAGCGGAGAGGCUACACAUUCCCCAACAGGACGGGCUGAGCUGGCCCCUGGGGGGCAACCAUGGGAAGCAUCUCUUCCACCUGAGUGGGUUCCUAUUAUCAGGCACGACACGUUGUCUCAGAGGAAGAUUAAUGCUCAGCCUGCGUUGUCUGAUGCCUACCUCCACGGCAUGCCCGCAAAGAGGAGGAAGAUGACAGAGCGUGAAGGACCCCACCUCUCCUUGUCAGAUGCAGUGUGUCGAGCAGCUGGCUCUGUUGGAGCUUUGCCGGUCACUGCCACAAACAGCCUGCAGGGGGAGCUGCAGAGGCCAGAGCUACAGGAAGCAUAUGCAACACAGGUGAAGAACGACAUCAAAGUGCGAGUGCAGGAAGAUCCAGACUACAGCGCUCAGAGAUUUCCCAAUACACAUCAAGCUUUCUCCUCAGAUGACUCUGAAAAUGCAGACUGCAAUCAUGGAGCUUGAAUCCGAGGUCAAAGGUCUAAAUUGGCUGUCAAAGUGUACCAACUUGUUGGAUCAUCUUUUUACUAUCCAGGUGAGGGGCAUUAUUUUUCAUCUAGAAGAAACUUUCACGAGCUCUGAUGCGAGAAAGCAGCUCACCAGCCAAUGAUCUCAACAUAAUCACACAAGCUAGUGAUCGCUGCUUAAAUAGUUUGUCUGUGUUGGAGCUUAUAACAUCACUAAUACUUGGUUCAUAUUCAAGUCAUCAAAUAUAAAUGGAGUAUUUUUGGCACUUUUUGAAUGGUAUUUUAUUGGAUUUUACUGGGCGGAAUAGAAUAGAGGACCUCCAAUUGGCGUGUUGUGAGCAGACUUUUAUUUACAAAUUAGAAUGCAUUAAAAAAAAAAUGCAUUUGUCUUGAUUGUGAACGACAGGCAAUUUUUUUGUUUUUUAAAGGGCAGUUCCCCUUUAACCUGAAAACUGGAGGUUCUGGUGGAAAUCAAAUUAUUCAGAUUAUCAAUUACUGGUGGAUCCACCAAUCUGAUCGAUUGGAUUGGAUAAUAAGCGCUGACAAAGGGUCUCCACCAAUGUUCCAACUAAUUUUUCAUGUGUCUACUCUGAGCAAACACAAAAACUCUUAGAGCAUUCAGUGACGCACAUGUGUGCAACAUCAGAUGUGCACACUGUCGCCACACCUGACAUAAGUUAAAUGUUUUAUUAUAUUAAUAUAUAUAUAUAUAAUAUAUAUAAAUAUAUAAUAUAAUCCAUAUAUUAUUUCCUAAUUUAAGUGAUUUGGCCUACUGACAAUGAAAAUAAAACAUCUUGUUUUUCAUGAGCUGUAUGUUGAAAGUCUGGGUGGGGGUCCUGCUGGGGAAUAAUUUAAGACCCCUUUCAGAGAUCACAUGAAUAAGUUCACCUUAAAAACGUUCACAUUUUGCACAAUGAGAUGUGUGUGCUUUAGUACAAGCAUGGGAUACAUUGUACAAAGAUUUGUCUGUAAAAUGUAUCAUUACACAGUUUUUUAUUGGCAUUUAUGCAAUCUAGUGACCACAUUUCAUGAUUACUAUUUAUAAAUGAACAUUAACAUUAACAUGACACAAGAAUAAGCACACAUCUGAUUGUAAAGUGUAUGUAGCAGGUAUAUAAGAUAUAUUUUAUGCAUUCCACCAAAAUUCCCUCACGUUUUAUUUUAUUGCUCUAUUGUUAUUCAUUGUCACUUUUAUUUUGUAAUUUUUUUCAGCAAAUAGUUCGUUUGAUUGGUUGAUUGAUUGAAACUUGUAUUAGUAGAUUGCACAGUACAGUACAUAUUCCGUACAAUUGACCACUAAAUGGUUACACCCGAAUAAGUCUUUCAACUUGUUUAAGUCGGGGUCCACGUUAAUCAAUUCAUGGUAAAUUAAUGGUUUUGGGAGCAUUUGUCAUUUUAUUUUGAAGUCCUAUCUUUUUCCGGUAGUGACGUCAUCGUCCUCACUUGCUGUUAAGACAUGCUGAGAGGAGACUGGUGUGCUGCAGUGUCUGAAUGCUGCCGCAUUACUUCCUGUUUAUUUCAUACAGAAAUAAAUACGC